AUGUCUUUCCAGCAACCUUCGACGCCGCUCGUGGCGACGCCGGGGUUGCCAUACACUUCGCCCGGUCAUGCACACAGCGGAGGUUUUUCUGCAGGUGAAGGCGCCUCGGCGGGCGGCCACGACGCGCCAAGCGCGCAGGCAGCCGCUCCAGGGGGACCCGUGAGCGGAAACGACUCUUCUCUCGACCGGACGAUCCGCGCAAACAUUCAAACGAUACGAUCGAAUCUCCUCGCCAUUGAAGAAAACCUCGGAAAUUUGAAUCGGCGCUUCGUGUCUCGGCGCAUUGUCGAGAGCCUCCACGAUCGGCUGCGCGAGACCUACGACAUCGUCCUGUCGACGGAGCGGCUGUUUAAAGCCUGGCAAGCGGAGCAGCAAGGCCAGUCACUCGACGCUUUGGAGCGACAGCGGCGGCGAUUUUUGUACGAGAAGCUCUCGGCUCACUUCCAGGAAGAAAUAAGGAAAGUCCAGGCCAUCUCAGAGCGCGUUCGCGAAGCGGCGGAGCGCGUUGCAGACGGCAGCUCUUUUCCGGCGGAGAACGGCCGCUCCGCAGAGGCGAGCAGCGGCGAGGGCCUUCCGAGCCCAACGGCGCCGAUGUCUCCACUGGUGCCGAGCGGUCGCGGCUGGCGAAACGGGUCUGAAGACAGAGCAGCGCUCCGCCCGACCGCUGCGGCGGCGCAGAGCGGCCACGCAGGCUCUUCGACGGAGCUGUCAAGGAAGAGCGGACGCGCAGGAACCGGCUCGGGGGUUGUGUUGGACUUGGAGAACGUCACGAUGUUGGACGACGAUGAGCGAGACCAGUUUUUCAUCGGAGACGACGAACAGGAGAUGUGCAACGAAAUGGCCGACGUGGCAGAGCAUGAGAGCCUCCUCCAGCGAGUCGUCGCCGAGGAACGCUACAGAGGUUUGCAACGCAUCCACGGCCAGGUGAAGCAGGCGAAUCAGAUCUUCAAGGAUCUGGCCCAGCUAGUUCUCCAGCAGGACGCGGGCGUUGAGAGUAUUGAAUCGCAGAUGCACUCGGCGCAUAGCCACAUCAAAGGUGCAGCGUCGGAGUUGCGCAUCGCUCACCAGAUGCACAGGCGGUCACGCCAGCGACGUUGUCUGCUGUUAUUCCUCAUCUUUGCCGUUCUUUCCUUCCUCCUUUAUUUCUACUCGUCCCUGUCUGCCGUCCAGCGAAGCCCUCCGAGCAUAGCUUCGGACACGUCCCUCUCUCUCUCAGCCCCGGUUGCUUUGUCGGAGCGUUCGUCGGGGGCUUUCGAGUCUGUUAUCUCGCCAGUAGUGGGCCAAAAUGGAAAGAACGAGGGCACCAGUGUGCCGCCACACGCGAUAGUCGGGAGUCGGCAGCUGCCCGGAACUAUAUCGGCUACGCAACUUACGGGGCGUGGGACACGCUUUUCAAUCGGAAACGCCAUGGAGCGGCUCCUUGAAUCGGCCCCUAUGGGCGCAGGAGGCCCGGGGCUCUUUCUGCCUAGUCCCCUCGGUGGCGCGCCUCUCGAUCGCGGACUGCGCCCCCAAAGCGCGAACUAA
Molecule: messenger RNA, 1524 nt
Organism: Neospora caninum
Lineage: Eukaryota; Apicomplexa; Conoidasida; Eucoccidiorida; Sarcocystidae
Product: putative SNARE domain-containing protein
Exons: 10
Coding region: 1-1524 (507 amino acids)
Biological process (GO): intracellular protein transport; vesicle fusion; vesicle-mediated transport
Cellular component (GO): membrane; SNARE complex; endomembrane system
Molecular function (GO): SNARE binding; SNAP receptor activity
Source: RefSeq, a predicted model, not a curated record